This is a messenger RNA of Neurospora hispaniola, 392 nucleotides long. RefSeq lists its product as uncharacterized. NCBI's taxonomy places the organism in Eukaryota, Fungi, Ascomycota, Sordariomycetes, Sordariales, Sordariaceae. The coding region runs from base 123 to 350 and encodes 75 amino acids. The transcript has 2 exons. The record is from RefSeq and is a predicted model, not a curated record.
UUACCGGCAGUCCGUCCGUUAGGAGGAGCCUUGUCACCCAUCCACACGUCCGAGGCACGAGAUCCAGACACUAGUCGAAGCAAGCACCACCACCAGCACCAGCACCAUAUACAUCUUCAACAAUGACAAUUCACGACAAUUGCUCGGAGAGAUCAGCCACCAACGCGGUGAACGAGUCCGGGGUUCCAGUCGAUAGUUCACUUCCCACUCUCGAUAACCAAGAUCUUGUCUAUCAAGAGCUUCCAGCAAGGAUAACGAACCCCGUGAAGCUGGUGGCAUUGUUGAGAAUGGAGUUUGGGAUUGGAAGGUUCGACGUCUCGGUAAGUAAGGUACCCCAAGGAGAGGAAUGAACACUACACCAUGCAAUUGGUCUUUGUGAAGAUGAUUCGGAG